UUGCCUUUGUCACUGCACUUCCUCUGUCCUAGCCCGUUGCUUUCACUUUGUUUUUUUCUGUCCAACUGUGUUAGCCUCGUAUCCUUCCAUCUGUGCUUAGGGCCUCACCGCUCAUUCACUCCCGCUGAUCUCUUUCUGUAUAAUCUAUGUUUUCAACUUGUCCUCCGGAAGUCUUUGUUUGACAGUCACACACACCCACCCAGCCAGCCAGCCCUUCUCCUUCCCUCACUCCCCUCCUCUCUGCCUCACCACUUUCAGAGUGCAUCUUCUCUCUCAUUUGCAUUUCUUCCGCUUCCUCGUGACAAGAAACAGUUCAUGUCAAAGAGCCGUGAGAGAAGAUCAGAUUGGAGAGGUGCUAGAUGGCAGAGCAACACGAAAUGAGCAGGUACACAGAGGAUGCACCGGUUCACUGUGAACGGCUGUUUAGACUGGAUAAUUAUCACUGAUUGGAGUGUAAAGCGAGACGGUAAUUAGAGACCUGCCACUGGUACAUCACGACAGCAGCAGCGUUACCAUGGAGACUGGCAAGCCAGGAUUGGCGAGUGCUCCGGUGCACAUCAGCUCCGUCACAGCGCAGGCAGAGAAAAGGAUGGAUGUCCAGGCUCCCCUGACGGCUGUUUACAUCCACACAGUGCCUGCUCUGGCCACGCAGCCUUACCCUCAGCCGCCUGCAGCUGCUCCAGAAGCAGCCACACUCCAUCUGGGCAUGCCACCGCUCUACACCAAGGAGACAUUUCCCAUCCUCACGCUCCAUAUUGCUGGUGGGUUGCAGUCUCAGCCGGGAUUGAGCCUGGCAGCUGCUGCUCCCGCAGCCAGACCCAAGUCUGCAGGAAAGCACGUGUGUCCUCACUGCGGACGGGACUGCAUGAAGCCCAGCGUGCUGGAGAAGCAUCUGCGCUGCCACACGGGGGAGCGGCCCUACCCCUGCACCACUUGUGGAGUUUCAUUUAAGACUCAGAGUAACCUCUACAAACACAGACGUACCCAGGCACAUGCACGCCUUUCACUGGAGUCAGAGCAGAGCAGCUUAGACAGCAUGUCUGGCUCAAGAGAGACUUGCACUUCCAGUUUGUCUCUCGAGGAAUGCGGUGAAGAGCCAGGCAGCACAGAGAAGGACUCUUCACUAUCUGCUGCUGAAAGCACUGGUCCAGCCAGUGCUCCAAAGGUCUGCUCUGUGAAGACACAACGCUGUGUCCAGGAAGACAACGAGCUGAGCCUCACAGUUCAAAACUCAAAACCAAAUGGAAGCGAAAUGGUAAUAAAGGAAAGUGAAAAACUUCCACCGAGUGUUAGUAGACACCUUCCCCUUCAGAGACAAGAGGCCACACUGUUUUCCAAACAGUGGGAAAGCUCGGUGUCAAGAGGGAAAUCGCAGAGUCACGAGAGCACAGACUCUGGCUUCAGCGAGACUAGUGACCACUAUCCAAGCCCUGGCAGUGUUUUGCUCGAUCACAGUAUGGAUUCAGUCGCAGAAUCCACCAAAGAGCAUCUUGAAGAACCCGCCACCAGGCGCACACCUACAGAAUCAGAUCACGGCAGACAGGAGUCCAAAGACUCUGCCAGAGAGCAGGAGCAGAAGGCCCUAGAGGAGCGCAUAUCUAAGCUGAUAUCUGAUAAUACAGCUGUUGUGGAGGACAAACAGCUGGAGAAUGUGAGACCACGGAAGACCGUUUUAUCAAAGCAGGGAAGCAUUGACCUUCCCAUGCCGUACACGUACAAGGAUUCGUUUCACUUUGACAUGAAAUUAGGUCAGACUCAGAAUGUUUUGUCACAAAGAAACAAGAAGCCAGGGAUUUACAGUUCUGUGCCCACUCAGCGCUCCUCCACCAUGGACCAUGCCCCCUUGACUCGCAGCAAUUCCCUCCCCUUCAGUGUCACCCUCCUGCAGCCCGAGAGAAGCAGCCCGACCUCCUCCAAUCAGAGGGAUUAUGUAACGCUAGUCCGAAGGGGAAGCUCUGGCCAGAUCAACCCAACAGGUUUCGCGAUCAAGCCUGCGAACCAGCAAUCAUCCACCCACCGCCCACUGGUCCGGCAGACAGCCGUAGACUGCAACCACGCAACAGACGGUCUCAUCAGGAAUUCAUCUGUGGAGGAGGCGUGGAGCAGCAGCCUCAGUUGUGACGGGGAUGGCGGUGACAUUUGUGGAGAAUCGAGCAACAGAAAGUUCCGGAGGAAGAAAGCGCAGAAGUUCGCCUACAACAAGUGGUACAUGUACGGGGGUGGAACAUUUAAAAAGCUAUACAAUGCUGAGAAAAGUGGCGAUAACAGUGUUAUCAAAGGCAGGAAAUGUUCAGCAAACCCUGAGCAUGAGCUUGUUCAGGGUCUGCAGAAAAGGGCACCGCUGGCAGUAACGACAACAUGUUUGACAAGCAACGGUACCACAGUUGGCCCUCCUGCCAAUCUCUCCUUUGUCCCUGCUGUGGAUUUUAAUCUACAAACUAGCUCGCUUAAUUCAUCAUGCCUCGCUCUCAAAGCUCCACUCCGGAGGAAUCUGUCUUUGUCAGUACUGCCGUUACCUUCUAUCGGCUCGCUGGUUAGUCACAAAACAGACUGUGUGAACAGAUCAGAAGCUGGGAGACUGAUGAAUGAAGACAAAAAACAUAGUGUUUCCACAUCGCAGCUGUGCGGAGCCCAUAUUCCUUCAGACAGGAAAAAGCUGAGAACUGAUGACAAAAUAAUUUGCCCUCUGCAGAUGGAGACUGACCCAAACACAAUGCUUGCUCAUCCCACACCCUCUGUCACUCAGCAGGAAGCGAACCUCACUUACAUCAAUCUUAACAACAAUCCACAACAUACUCCGCUCAAAGGGCCUCUAUUCAAGUCGGGCAUAAUCAAUGCAAACACAACCUCUGUUAGCACCUCAGCAACUGCUUCCAGUCCCCCUGCUGCAAAGAACAGCUUCCUGCCCAAGUACCAACUCAAGUUACCCAAUGUUGCUGAACCUGAUUUAACUUUUUCACCGCAAGUUGUGGAUAAACCACCAGGAACUGAAGCCCACACUUUCACCUCUGUUCUGUCAUCUCCUCACAUUGAGCGCAGCUUGACCUCGGUCACAACGAGUGUAAAGAACUGCAAAGACCCCACAGCUUCACAGCUGGGGCUAACUUGUGAUCUUAAGAAGACGAAUGCUUUCAGCUCCGCGCAGGACCAGCUUGUCUCAACAGUUUGUCAUGCUGCAACAUCACGACUCAGUCAGAAUUUGCCGUGUAGCGUAGCUGUAGUGCACAAACAAUUUGCAGCAACCACAAUAACCACAAGCUGCCUGCAAGAUUAUCAGGCAGGAUUAUGCAGCACUUUGAUCCAGCCUUCGAAAUGUACGACAUCUGCACAGCAACCCAGACCUGUUGCACCUGCUGUUGCUACACUUACCGUAACCACAGCGAGCAGUCAGACAUCUGCUGCUGCCGUUAAAGCUGCGUCAUAUGAUCAGUCUAACCCUCCACUCUCUCACAUACAACUCUCAGCACAAUCAAACGUGCUGAAUCCUGUUAGCGUACCACACGUUAGCACAAACACCCCAGUGGUGCCUUGUCACAUUGUACCUUUUGACCAGGUACAACCAGCUGCUCAGAACGUGUUCCAUGUGCACACAGCAGACCUCCAGAUCUGCCUCCAGAUCAUAUCUGAUGAGCAGUUAGCCCUCAUCGAACCCCAGAUAGAGCGUCUAUCGGGUACCAGUGUCUCCCAGAGACAGGACACUGAGGGUGGGACCUUAGAAGGUGUCCAGAGCAAAACUCGGGGCUUUUUUGCUGCUGAAAGCAACAGUGAGGCAAAAGAGAGUACACAACCCAGACAACAAAAGGGCAAAAAUGAGUCUUUCCCUGCACUUACCACUGAGAGAAUAAUGACUUCUGUGCCUUUGCAAUUUGGGAAAACAGAGCCAAGUUCCCACCUGGCUCAGCAAAGCAGUUCCACUCAGGCUGCAGCAUCAGCUGAAUCUCUCCCUCCGCCACUACACCCACACAAAAACAGUCAUGUAAACAUGGUCACAGAGACUCAGAGCACUGCGGGUAAUGUAAUGUCAACUCCUGCUCCGCUCGGAGGUGUAAAGUCAGGAGGAAGACAAACUUCAGUGGAGGAACAGACUCUCUCUCUGAACCGCUGUGCUGAGGAGCAGGUUUUGCUGGAUCGGAGGGUCAGCCAAGGUGCAACCGUCUUGCAAGCUCUCUCUGGCCAACACAAGCUCAGCAGGAGCUCUCCCUCUUCCAGCACAGAAAAUCAGAAUAACUUGAAAAGUGAACUGCUGUGCAAAGAAGGCCAACAUAAGCUUAAUAAUCAGGGCGACUCAUGUAAUGUCAGCAUAAUGAAAACUAAGGGCGAAGCCUCCGAAUACAAAGGCAGCAGGUUAGAAAGUGGAGAGCACUGGAGCCACUCUCCCUCUCCUGCAUGCUCUGAUAAAGUCUCUGGGUCGGUCUCUUCACUUUCUAUCAAUAAAAGCAAAGCUGUGGGACAGCCAAACCCACAAGCAUCCAUCUACUGCAGUAAUCAAGUGGAGCCCACAAUAUCUGAGACUUUCAAUCCAUCCAAAGAUACAAACAUGGGAUGUGACAGAGUCGGAUCUGUAGGUGAUUCCAAAAUUUUAUUGGACAUCACCCCUCAUGGUUCACAGGAUGUAAUCAGCUCACGCCACUCAGAAAAAAGACCAGCUCACUUUGCUUCAGCGUCCUCGAACAUCCAGGUGGAAAGAUGCAAAGACACCACAUCUGUGUGUGCAAGUAUUCAGAGCCAGACAGCAGGGCUUAUGGAGGGAUCCUCCCUGGCGAGGUGUGCAGCCCAGAAGGAGCUGCAGAUGCAGGAACAUGCAAGGACUCCUGGGCAGCCAGACAGCACAGACUGGAAGCAGAAGCAGAGCCAAGGGGCUGAAGAGAAAAACCACCAAUGCCUGGGAGAGCGAGGUGACGGUGGGGUGACGGGAGAGGAGGAGAACAGAGGAAUCAAAGCAGACAACGCGCCAGGACUGUGGGGGAAGGCCGAGUCAGACUGCAGAUCCACAGUUUUAUCAAAGGCAGAGGUGAGAGAGACCUUCACCAGCAUGCACAGUGAGUUAGGAAACUACGAUGACAAGGAUCAAAUCAGAAUUUAA
Messenger RNA from Oreochromis niloticus (Nile tilapia), 5083 nucleotides. It is a transcript of the gene znf831, whose product is annotated as zinc finger protein 831. The coding region runs from base 515 to 5083 and encodes 1522 amino acids. NCBI's taxonomy places the organism in Eukaryota, Metazoa, Chordata, Actinopteri, Cichliformes, Cichlidae. The transcript has 4 exons. The record is from RefSeq and is a predicted model, not a curated record.